Messenger RNA from Fraxinus pennsylvanica, 1092 nucleotides. The record is from the annotation of a GenBank genome assembly. Lineage: Eukaryota; Viridiplantae; Streptophyta; Magnoliopsida; Lamiales; Oleaceae.
AUGGACAACAAAGCUCAGCAAUCAUCAGGUAAUAGCCCUCCCCAGAAACCGUGGGAAAGAGCUGGGUCCUCUUCUGGUCCUGCACCUUUUAAACCGCCUUCUGGUGGUAGCACGAGUGAUGUAGUUGAGGCUUCUGGAACUGCAAAACCUGGUGAAGUUGUUUCAACAGGUGAUAGGAAUACAAUUGUAAACAGAAACACGGUCGGGAGGCCUGUUCCUACUAGGCCAUGGGAACAGCAGACUUAUGGCAGCAGUUAUGGAGGUUAUGGUUCUGGCCUGAAUUAUAAUUCUGGUUACGGAACAGGCACGUAUGGUUCAUCUGGCUUGUAUGGUUCUUCUGGCAUGUAUGGUUCUUCUGGCAUGUAUGGUACAUCUGGAGGAUUUGGAGGGUCAUAUGGCAGUGGAUUAUAUGGAAACAACAUGUAUAGAGGUGGUUAUGGCGGACUUUAUGGAGGUGGCAUUAAUGGUGGGGGAAUGUAUAAUAGUGGCUUCGGAGGGCCUAUGGGAGGUUAUGGAAUGGGCAUGGGGGGUCCGUAUGGUGAGCAGGAUCCGAAUAAUCCAUAUGGUGCUCCAUCUUCUCCACCAGGUUUCUGGAUUUCAUUAAUGCAAGCGAUGCAUGGCGUAGUAAAUUUCUUUGGCCGGGUUGCAAUCUUGAUAGAUCAGAAUACACAGGCAUUCCAUAUGUUUAUGACUGCCCUCCUUCAGCUGUUUGACCGUUCCGGAUUAUUGUAUGGAGAGCUCGCUAGAUUUGUGCUGAGACUAUUAGGAAUCAAAACAAAAUCCAAGAACGUUCAAUUCCCUGGCAUGGAUGGGCUUCCUGGACCUCAGAAUCCCCAUGCACCUGGACCUCACAAUCCCCACGCCAGUCAAAACUACAUUGAGGGACCCAAGGCUGCACCAAACAGUGAGUGGGACGGCGCAUGGGGAAAUGCUGCAACUAAACUGAGCGUGCUGCUCUUGCUACAUGUCUCCUCUGGAGAAUAUUCACGGGGUCGGGAACAGUUGUCCUCGGCUAGGCGAAAAGCGGUUUUUUGGCUUGGAUUUUGGAAUGAGUUUUGCCACUUGUACAUGGGGCUACGCUCCUUACAAUAA